AUGUCUGUCUUUCAACAUCUCGAUACAACAUUCAAUGCCAUUCGCACCGAUGUCAACUUCAAAGAUGAGAAACCUCUGGAUAUAAUGGAUACACUGUUGUCAGAUGAACGAUCGAAUAGAGUGCUAUCAUUUGCUGAGGGUGCUGCAACAAUGAAGUUGGCAUUCCUCGGUGCUCUGGGCGCGGGCAAGACAACGCUGAUCAACACGUUACUGGGUACGCUACUGCCAACUGGGGCGGGCUUUUCAAUGUCUCGUAUCACCAUACUUCGCUAUGCACCACUGGCCGACGCCAACAUCACCAUGCACAGGAUCUCGGUGAAUGGACUGCUACCAAUACACGAGCCCCCCAUCAAACUUGCAGACGCGCCCAAUCAAAAGGAAGCGACCAAACUAGCUCAUAAACUAUGUCGUAUGUCAAAGGAGAACGGAGCAAGCGAGAGCGUUGACGCCGAGUACAUCGAGGAAUGGGUCCAGAAGGUUGUGGUGAUCAGGUACCCAUUCCCAAUGCUCGGGGGCGGACUCGAGGUGUAUGACAUCCCAGGCUUUGAAAAAGACGAGCAUCCAUCUCUGUCCAUUGUCCGAGCCAACUUCUUCACUAUGCUCCAGCCCCACGCCGUUGUCUUUUGCUACGCCAAUCCAGCAUUCUCUGACCACGAGGUGUUCUCCUAUGAGGAGCUCAGAGCGCUGGCAUCGUUGGUUGUUAAGUUUAACCUGAAUGAGCAUGUCUUCUUUGCUAACACCAAGUUCAAUGUGGCCGCGAUCAAGAGCAACUACAAUAUGGAGGACAUCAACGACGUGACCGACGAGCUACUUCUGAGCGAGGAGAGAACUAUCUUCAAACAGCUGAGGCAACGAUCAUUAUUGCAAACUACACAUGACACUCGGUUCUCAAUUGUCAACUCCAUGGACUACCUGCGCGUUGUGUCAAAGCAAUGCAGCAAGGUACUCUUUUCAAGAUUCAUCGAGCGACUCACCAAAUGGACCAUCACCGUCAGACAUGCGCGCGUCAACUUUGUGCUGGACGAACUCAUCUCACUGUGUGUGACCUUCUACUCAAGGUUUAUGAACAACAAGAACGACAUGCCACCCCCUGGUUGGGACCUUGCCGAAAAACUUCAGGAUCUACUCAAGGACAUCCAAGCAUACUUUGAGGAUUCAAUCAAGUGGUUGCCCGAUCUAUUCGAGAAGCAAUGCAGAGCAGUCAAUGACGAGGCCAUGAUCUACGCUGGCAACACAGUCUUGGAGCAGUACGAUGGCGCAUACCAGGUCAACAGUGCCAAGCUUGAGGCGAUCGGCGCAUUCAAGGCCAAAGUUGCACCUUGGUUCGUCAAUCACAUUACCAUUCCAGUCCUGGAUGAGCUGUGCAAGGAACUUUCUACCGUUUGCUACUCCGCCAUCAAUUCAACAAACAGCCUGUACCUGAAGGAGUUGUUCAAUGAGUGGACAUUGGAAGGUGUGAUCAAUGAACUCAAGAGCAAACUGUAUGAUUCACUCUCCAAGUCUAUGAGGCUUCAGCACAAAGGUAUUGAGAACAAGAAGAACAUGCUAGCAAAGGUGUUCACCGACAAGAAGCCAAUUGAUAUACUGUUCAAAAUGCGGACAAUGGGGAAGAUACUCAAAUUGUUUGGCCAAUCGCCCGACACCAAGACACUUGCUACGAUAGCAAAUCAAACGUUCGACGACUACAAGCGCAAUCUGAAUGUACGUGCCUCAGUCUGGAACCUAUUCCUAAACAAGUUGCGCGCACUGAAUGCCCGAACUCACUUUGCCGUUCUCCAACUCAACGUCGGACGGCUGCACGUGGAGGUGAUGGCCAACAUGUUCAAACUGAACAACCCAUUCGAUGAACUGGCCGGCGUGUCGGACAACAUUAUAGCUUAUGGACCAUCGGGUAUGACAUACACUGGUGUGUUUGGUGGCGAUCCAGUCUUUAUCAAGCGAUGCUCCCACCUACCAGUGAUCUCUGGCAUCUCUCAAUCUCACUUGGCCUUCUUUGAGGAGGCCUACUACACACCACAGCUAGUGGCCAGGAGUGUCAACCUUUUGCCCCUAAUUGCCGUGCAGUGGAACACUGAACACAUUCAACUGAUCUACAAAAGAAUUGGAGUGCCACUCAAGGAAUUCAUUGGAUCAGUUGGCACCAUUUCCGACAUGCAGGUCUUGGUACUGUGGCGCCAGAUCGCCAUAGCCAUCAAGGGCAUCACCGACUAUGGUUUCUCGCACAACGAUGUGAGUGUGGAGAACGUCUUUGUGGUAGUUGGCGAGCAGGUGGCCACAACCAGGCUUGGAAACAUUGGAUCUACAUUGAAGAAUCAAAGCACUAGACCUGAUCUACGCGGCUAUGCACAUAUAUUGAAGUACAUAUCGGAGAUAGUGUUACAGUCCUACGAUAGCUUCGACAAUCUGUACAACAGGGUGGACGAUAUGACAAUGAACAUUGACCAGAUCAUUGACGAACUGACCCUAAGAAUCAAAAAAGACACAACAAUGUUACCAAAUCCCAAUCAAUAA
Messenger RNA from Acytostelium subglobosum LB1, 2511 nucleotides. RefSeq lists its product as hypothetical. Lineage: Eukaryota; Evosea; Eumycetozoa; Acytosteliales; Acytosteliaceae. Bases 1 to 2511 code for a protein of 836 amino acids. The transcript has a single exon. The record is from RefSeq and is a predicted model, not a curated record.